AUGAAGUAUCCAACUGUUGCUCAGAGUAAAUCUUUAUUAGAUAUGGAAAUUGCCAACUAUUCCGACUGUCUGGAUCCUUCAUACAGCACACUGGGCUUUGACAAUGCUGAUGUACUCUAUGGAGGGGGAGAGAGCAUGCCGACAGAAUCCAGCCUAGCUUGUUCAAAUGGGCUCAACAGUAACUGUGCCAUCUGUGGGGACAAAGCCACGGGGAAACACUACGGUGCCUCAAGCUGUGACGGUUGCAAAGGUUUCUUCAGGCGCUCCAUACGCAAGAGCCAUGUCUACACCUGCAGGUUCAGCAGACAGUGCGUGGUUGACAAAGAUAAAAGAAACCAGUGUCGUUUCUGCAGACUCAACAAAUGCUUCCGAGCUGGCAUGAAAAAGGAAGCUGUGCAGAAUGAGAGGGAUCGGAUCAGCUCUAGAAGAAGUAUUCCAGACCCUCAAGAGCUUCCACCCAUCACAGUUCUGGCUCAAGCUGAAUCGUUAUCCCGACAGGUGAUCAGCACUCCAGUUGGAAUAGAAGACAUACGAGACCAGAAAUCUGCCACUAUCGGGGAUGUGUGCGAUUCUAUGAGACAACAGCUACUGGUUUUGGUAGAAUGGGCCAAAUACAUUCCUUCAUUUGGAGAACUACCACUGGAUGACCAGGUUAGCUUGCUCAGGGCUCAUGCAGGUGAGCACCUCUUGCUGGGAGUGGCCAAAAGGUCAAUACCAUUCAAGGACGUCCUGCUUUUGGGAAAUGGCUGUGUGAUACACAGAAACACUCCAGAAUCUGAGAUCUGCCGGGUUGCAAACAGAGUUCUGGAUGAACUGGUCAGACCUUUUCAAGAUAUUCAAAUCGAUGACAAUGAGUACGCGGCACUCAAGGCCAUUGUCUUCUUUGAUCCUGAUGCAAAGUCAUUGCGGGACCCUUCUAAGAUCAAAGCUACACGUCUGCAAGUCCAGAUGAGUUUAGAAGACUACAUCAAUGACCGCCAGUAUGACUCGCGGGGUCGUUUUGGAGAGCUGUUACUCCUUCUUCCCACCCUGCAGAGCAUCACUUGGCAAAUGAUUGAACAGCUUCAGUUCAUCAAGCUCUGUGGUCUCGCCAAAAUAGACAACUUACUGCAUGAGAUGUUGCUGGGAGGAUUGACGUCUGAGAACACACACCUGCACCAUCCAGUGCACACACAGAUGACCCAGGACCCUUUGACUGGACAGACUCUCCUCAUCAGUACCAUGCCUUUUACACACACUCAGCAGAUAGCAGCCUCACCAGACACCCCCAUCCCAUCACCUCCACAAGGUCAAGCCCCUGAGAUGUACAAAAAUUUUCCCCAGCCCAUUUGUCCUCCAGCCAGUCCUUCACCUUCUACGCAGACAGACUCCUGA
Messenger RNA from Nerophis lumbriciformis (worm pipefish), 1374 nucleotides. Lineage: Eukaryota; Metazoa; Chordata; Actinopteri; Syngnathiformes; Syngnathidae. The record is from RefSeq and is a predicted model, not a curated record.